This is a messenger RNA of Drosophila subpulchrella, 417 nucleotides long. RefSeq lists its product as uncharacterized. The record is from RefSeq and is a predicted model, not a curated record. The transcript has 2 exons. The coding region runs from base 1 to 417 and encodes 138 amino acids. Lineage: Eukaryota; Metazoa; Arthropoda; Insecta; Diptera; Drosophilidae. Gene Ontology annotation, molecular function: protein dimerization activity.
AUGAUGGACCAAUUGCGAAUGACUCAAGCUUCGUUCUUGGACCCUAGGUUUAAGAAGAUGUAUUUGUCACCGAUGUCAGUAAAGGAUGAGAUUUUUGAAAUCACAAUUAAAAGCCAAAUGUUUACUCAAGAAAGAAGGAUUUCUGAUGUCGACAAACCAGAGGACUUGGACGAUUUCAUGAGCUCCUAUAAUAAAAACAUUGAUAGAGACUUGCGUAAUGAAUCCGAGAACAAUGAGCUUAAACUAUACUUUAGCUUGCCCCAAGCUGCAUGGAAAAGCAACCCAUUAGAGGUGUGGAAAGUCAGUAUGCCGGUCCUCUACAAGCUGGCUAUGAGAUACUUGGUUACCCCGGGUAGUUCGGUGCCUUCCGAGCGGCUGGCGUCCGCCAUCAAAUGCGUCGUAUGUUCUAAAAUCUAA